AAUAGGGCGGACGCUGGGCGCUCCACCUCCAGGCCGCCGUGUUAGAGCGUUUGGUGUGUGCAGUAGUCCGUCUCAUCAUGUCUCUCUGUUCAGAACCCGGUUUCUCUAGUGAGGAGGUACUUAACCUGCGUUAUCCGCUGCACCGAGCCUGCAGGGACGGGGACCUCGGCUGCCUCCGCACCCUGCUGCAAGGCCCGCCCGGGAACACCGCGCUGCAGCUUGGCAAGGAAGACUCCUGCUACGGCUGGACACCCAUACACUGGGCCGCUCACUUCGGAAAGUUGGAGUGUCUUAUCCAGCUGGUGCGAGCAGGAUGUUCUGUCAAUGCAAGUACGACUCGAUUUUCCCAGACCCCAGCACAUAUUGCUGCUUUUGGAGGUCAUCCCCAGUGCUUGACAUGGUUAAUUCAAGCUGGUGCAGUUAUAAAUAAGCAAGACUAUGUUGGUGAGACACCAGUGCAUAAAGCAGCAAGGGCUGGUAGUAUGGACUGCCUAAAGGCCCUAGUGUCCCAUGGAGCGCAAAUAGACUUCAGAAAUGCCAGUGGCUUGACAGCGGCUGAUCUUGCACACUCCCAAGGAUUCCGUGAGUGUGCUCAAUUUCUCCUAAACCUCCAGAACAAUCAGCUGAAUGGUUUCUAUUAUAGCAGCUCCUUAAAUGGAGUUAAUGAAAGUACUCCUCCCAAUCAUCUUAAUGGGGGAACCAAUCGCAAGAGGUCCUUCCAAGAUGCUGGAUCUACAAGAAUCAAGAAACUUAGAACUGACGAAAACUGCUUUGGCACUGUACAGACUGAGUACACGACUAGAGGCUUAGAGGACGAUGUUGAAAGCAUGCAUGUAGAAAUGCACUCAGAAUUAUCAGAUGCAAAUGGUUCUAUCAACGUGUUAACAAACGGAAGUACAGCCAAUGGACAUGUGACACAGCACAACCAAAUGGAUACUAGUCCAUCUAAGAUUUGCACAUCCCCCAAAGAAUUAUGCAAUGGCAUUGUUACAAAUGGGAACAUGGAAAAGUGUGAGAGUCACGGAAAUCUGUCUGACAACAAGGAUGAGGUUGUGAAUGUAAUGAGUGGGUCAUUGCAUGUAAAUGGAAGCCCUAGUAACUGGGUAACCCACAAGCCAUCUUGGUCUGAUAGUUUUGCGGACAGCCUUCAAUAUGGCCACUAUCAUGGAUUUGGUGAUACUGCAGAAAGCCUUCCUGAGCUUAGCAGUGUGGUUGAACAUUCCAAUUCUGUUAGCGUUGAGUAUAAAUAUAACACUACAUUCAUCAGCACUCUUCAUCAGUACCAGGGAUUCUAAAAAGUCACGUUUAAGAUUUUCCCUAGUUUUUGUUAAUUUGUACAGCAACAUUUAUUGGCUAUUAUAUUUGCUAGUAAUACAUUUUUAGAGGGGGAAAAAAAAGUUUUUUUUGUAGCUAACUUGCAAAGUUAAAAUUUGCAUUUAAGUGAAAUUUUAGUUUCAUUAUUCUUACGACAGGACAAUACAUUUCUUUUGUAAGUUAAAUAGUCUUAUAUGAACUUUGAAGUUAUUUUAUGGUUUAGACAAAUGUUUUUUUUCCACUGAAGAGAAAGUAUGGGCAUUUUGACACAUUUUGUGCAAAGUGAGCAAUUCAAAGUGGAGUAGUGGUAAGAGACCCUCAAUAUGUAAUGUAUGUGUAUUUUAACAAAAAAAAAAAAGGUUAUGUUUCUGUGCUUUUCAAAAAAGUAUAAACAUGCAUUCCCAAAUGUUGUAGUGGCUUUGUAUGGUUAGAGCUUUGGUUUGAUACUAAAAACAGUCAUAACCAUGUUUUUUUGCUUACAAUUAAUUUUGUUCCGUUUUGCUAGAUCUAUUUAUCCUUUUGUUUCUACUCCAUUAAACUGUUGAACAUUUUCUUAAAACAUUUUUUUUUAACUGUAAGAUAUAUUUUUUAUUUAGUUUUUAUUCUCACAAAGCAGAAGUUUGCAAAACAAAUUCUGCCAUUUCAGUGGAUCACAGCUUAAAGUUGUCCCUAGAAAUGUAUUGGUUUUGAGUUUAUUGGGGGGGGGGGGGAAUGCAAGAUUUUCUGCUCUAUAUAUUUUACCAUUACUCACUCUAUAGAUGUUAAUAUAAACAAUGGCAAUAUGAUGUUUUGCUGUAUUCAGUCUUUUCAUUUCUGCAUUUCUAUUUUUUCCCUUGAAAGGGAAAAAAUUAUGAUUACUUAGAUUUUGUUUUUGUUCCCUUUGUGACUAUGUUGUUCAUAUUUAAUGACCAAUCCAUAUAUAUAUAUUUGUAACAAGUUCAAAGUUGUUAAAGCUGACUUGCCGCUUACUACUUACCAAAUUUAAAUAUUAACUUUGUUUUUAUAAAUAUAAUCUUUGUUCUUGUUGUUUUAAAGGGACAUUUCUGUGUUGCCACCAUAUAUCAUUAUAAGCAAGUUUGCCAUAUAGAUGUCUAGCUGAAAUAAACUAUGAUGCCUUUUACCCCCCCCCCCUCCUUUAUCUUAAACCAUAUGUAGAUGCUGAUGGUGUGUAUGCACUUAUCUGAGUGACUGUCCAUAUAUGUGCAGUGCAUUUGCACCAGUCAGAAACUUUGUUUUUUCUAAGAAUCACUCCAGGACAUGUAAAAAGACACCAUUUAUAGUUUUUUCAGCUACAAUGAGGUUUUAUUUACUUUUGUAUUAUUAUUUAUUUAAAGUGCACAUGCACAACAAACUAGAAUGUCCCUUUAAGUAAAAUACUUGACAGGGUUACAAGUGAAAGGCCACAUUAAAUAAAUAAAUAAAUAAAUAAAUAUAUAUAUAUAUUUAUUUAUUUAUUAUGUGUGUGUGACCUGCAUCACCCCAAAAUUUUUGUUCGUAAUCAUUAAAUGUUUUUGCAUGUGCAACUGCAAAUUAAUUAUGCAUACAUUUUUAAAUUCUGCUGUGUUUGCAUGGUUGCUAUUUUGUUUGCCAAUAUGUCCCUACUAUUAGUACUCCAUAUUAAGCAUAUGUUUUUGUAAGUUGGUCUCUGCAGAAAAUGUGGCACAAGCAUCUUUAUUUAAAAUUACAAUAAGCAAAAGUAUGUUGCAUUAUCAUUUUGUCUUAGUUUUUUGUAUAUUUUUUUAUGAACUGUUGCAAAGGGAACUGAUGUGUACAAAUAUUUUAUAUGAAAAUAAAAAUGACCCAACUAUCACACA
Molecule: messenger RNA, 3128 nt
Organism: Bombina bombina (fire-bellied toad)
Lineage: Eukaryota; Metazoa; Chordata; Amphibia; Anura; Bombinatoridae
Gene: ANKRD10
Product: ankyrin repeat domain 10
Exons: 6
Coding region: 78-1295 (405 amino acids)
Molecular function (GO): protein binding
Source: RefSeq, a predicted model, not a curated record